AUGCCCAAUGAGGUGAAGCAAAGGAAAAAGCCCCAACAGAAGCCCAGUGAUGAGCAGACUGAAACGGUAGCAAAUGGCUCCAGUGAUGGCCAGAAAGAGAAAGCUGCUGCCAGACACUUCCCUGGACGAGAAAAGAGUUUUCUCCUGGAUUUCAAAAGCAUCUUGUGUUUACUGUCACUCACUGCCUGUGGUGCUCUCAGCUGGGUCGUGCUGCAGCAGAAUGAAAGGUUUUCUGAAAUUGAAGGAAAGUUCCUUCUUUUAAUCAAGAAAACUUCACCUCUCGUAGCCAUGGAAGAAGAAAUACAGACUGUUUCUAAAAAGCUCGCAGCUUCAGAUGACGACCUCCAGGUGGCGCUAUCCAGUAUUUCCAUGGCCUCAAGACUUCAGAAAGAUAUCUCCACUCUUCACACGGCUGUGAUGGCGGUACAGGCUAAUGAGAAGUCGGCCUCUGGUCAUCUCCAAGAGGUCAACGCACACUUUCUGAAUGUGACUGAAACAUGGCAGCAACGUCUUGGUGUGAUCAACUCAGAUUUAGUGGCAUUAAAGUCAGAGUCCCGGGACGCUCACUCUGAAGCCACUGAAAAGGUGAAUGAGGCUGAGCGCAGACUUAAGUACUUGGAGGAAAGACUGGAGGAGCUGGAGGUCAGCACCAAGAGGAAUGCCCGUGCUCUGGAGCGCACAGAGGGGGAUGAUGUGAAAAGAGUUCAGGACCAUCUGGAGUGGAACACCAAACAGAUCCAUACACUGAAGGACCAGCUCAACAGCCUCGCUCGCAGAGAGUCUGAACUCGGCUCUCAGCUGCUGGAGCACAUCCCCAAAGCGGAGGAGUGUCAACAGCACUUGCCCAAAGUAGAGGAGGCUGUCCGGUCCAUUGUGAGGCUGGCGAGUGACCUGAGCGGGACUGAGAAAAGACUGGAGGAACUGACUCUACAGGUGUUUGGCACCGAGGACAAUAUGCUCAAGGCCCUGAAUGAAAUCCUACAGAUCAGACAGGAGCUGGACACAUUACACACUAAAAACAGCAUCCUCAAGAUGAAGGAUGAGCUCUCUGUAGUGAAAGAGGCAUGUGAGAGUGUACAACUAAAGUUGGAGAGUCUUGGGGCUCAGAAAGGAGUGGAGUCUGGACUCAAACAACAGGAGCAGGAGAUAGUCCUGUUGAGGAACUGGGCCUCUGGACUCUCUGAGAAACAAUCGCUCCUCCAAUCCAGCCUCAUUGCACUCAGAGCAGCUGUGGCACAGAUUGAGGAACGCACCUCUACUAUUGCAAGGGAUUUCACAAGCAAGGUGACUUCUGUGAGGACAGAUGUUCGUCGGAUGGAUGGGCUCCAUUCAGAGCUGGAGUCUCUGCUCUCUCAGGUGGGGCAACUAGAAGACAAGGUGUCGCAGGCGGAAAGCAGCAUGGUCAAACGGAUCGGGGACGUCCUGACCAGCAGCAUAGACAGAGUGUCCAGUCUGCGCUCUUCUUCGGAGCGCAACAGCCAGGCCAUAGAGCAGCUCCAGCACCGUAUUCCGGAGCUGGUCUCGGCUGACACUAAGCUGGCAGAGCAGCUGAGGGACAUGGAGAGUGGGAGAGCCAAGCUAAUACGAACUGUGACAUUUGCCAGUAACCUCAAACCAAAGGUCUUCACCAUCAAAAGAGACUUUGGGGCAUUAGAGCCUCAGCUGUCAGAUCUGACUCUGCGAAUAGGACAACUGGCAGAAGACGUGAUGAAAAGAGAGCAGGAGAUUCUGGACCUGAGACAUACACUGGGGAACCUUACAAAAGUAGACAGUGAACUAGGGGAUGGAACGAGACAGGUUAGUGACACUAUAGAUGGCUCUGAGGACCUUUAG
This is a messenger RNA of Knipowitschia caucasica, 1833 nucleotides long. The record is from the annotation of a GenBank genome assembly. Lineage: Eukaryota; Metazoa; Chordata; Actinopteri; Gobiiformes; Gobiidae.